AUGAAACGUGAUGAUAAUUAUUAUGAUUUGGAUUACCCAACAGAAGAUGAAGAAAAACCAGGUGGAAAAUGGGGUACUAAUAUAAUUCAAAUUACAAAAAUUCAUUCUCCAAUUUCUUUAAUCGUAUGUAUUAUCGCUAUUUUAUUAGGUGUUAUUGCUUUAAUAUAUCCUGAACUACAUCAUCAAUCUUUAAUUCAUAAAGAGUUAUUUCAAAACUAUGAAAGAAUACAUCAACAUAAAUAUAAGAUUAUAUAUAAAAUUAUCUGUGGAAGCUGGAUUGCUUUCCAAACAAUCCAUCUUGUUACAAUAAUUUUUUCUAUGUUUGGAUUAAAGACGACUAAACCUGGAUUUUUAAUUCCUCAAUUAAUUGUUCUACUUUUUUCAAUUGGAAUUCAAAUAUUAUUACUAUGUAGUUUAAUAUUACUUAAUAUAAUUGGUGAAAAAUUUGAUAGUAUCCCAUUAUUUUUAACAAUUUUUUUCUUAGUUUUUAAUUCAACAAAUGCCUAUGUACUUCUUUAUUCAUAUAGAAUUUUAUCAGCUAGAUGGAAUGAAAUUAAAAGAAUACUUUCUGAAGCAAAAAGUGUUCAUUUUAAAGAUAAAAUUGAAAGAACAAAAACGAGAUCUUAA
Messenger RNA from Strongyloides ratti, 627 nucleotides. RefSeq lists its product as hypothetical. The transcript is spliced from 2 exons. Lineage: Eukaryota; Metazoa; Nematoda; Chromadorea; Rhabditida; Strongyloididae. The record is from RefSeq and is a predicted model, not a curated record. Bases 1 to 627 code for a protein of 208 amino acids.